This is a messenger RNA of Nelumbo nucifera (sacred lotus), 2334 nucleotides long. RefSeq names its product protein NRT1/ PTR FAMILY 2.9-like. Gene Ontology annotation, biological process: transmembrane transport. Gene Ontology annotation, cellular component: membrane. Gene Ontology annotation, molecular function: transmembrane transporter activity. The record is from RefSeq and is a predicted model, not a curated record. NCBI's taxonomy places the organism in Eukaryota, Viridiplantae, Streptophyta, Magnoliopsida, Proteales, Nelumbonaceae.
AUCAUUUGACAGAAGUAUCUCCAUAAAUUUAGUGAAGAGAGAGUAGAAGCAGCCAAAACCCAAGAGAAAGGGGAAUAGGGAGUCCUCCCUCGCUCGGAACAGCCAUGGAGGAGAAGGAGAAUGUUGCUACCAGUGAUGAGCCCAAGAUCAAGUACAGAGGAAUUAAAGCCAUGCCCUUUAUAAUAGGGAACGAGACGUUUGAGAAGCUGGGAACCAUCGGCACCUUAUCCAACCUCAUGGUCUAUCUCACCACUGUUUUUCACCUCAAAAAAGUUUCAGCUGCAACGCUAAUCAGUGUCUUCAAUGGCACUACAAAUUUGGCCACCUUAAUUGGCGCUUUCCUCUCUGAUUCCUACUUUGGUCGUUACAAGACCCUCGGAUUUGCUUCCAUUGCUUCCCUCCUGGGGUUGCUUGUUAUAGUGCUAACAGCGGCAAUUUCCAAACUGCACCCUCCACACUGCCGGGCAGAAGAGACCGGAAACUGCACCGGGCCGACGGGAGGGCAGAUGGUGUUCCUGCUAAGUGGGUUUGGACUGCUAGUGAUAGGGGCAGGAGGUAUCCGGCCAUGUAACCUAGCAUUCGGAGCUGACCAGUUCAAUCCGAAUACUGAAUCUGGGAAGAGGGGCAUCAACAGCUUCUUCAAUUGGUACUACUUCACCUUCACCUUUGCCGUGAUGGUGUCGUUAACGUUCAUUGUCUAUGUGCAGUCCAACGUGAGCUGGAGUAUUGGGUUUGGAAUUCCUACAGUUCUAAUGUUCUUGUCUUGCGCGCUCUUCUUCCUGGGUUCGAGAAUCUACGUCAAGGUGAAUCCCGACGGCAACCCCUUCUCCAGCGUAGUGCAGGUCAUAGUGGCUGCAACCAAGAAGCGACGGUUAAAGCUACCGGAAAAUCCAUCUCUGUCCCUCUUCAACCAUCUUCCGGCCAAUUCUCUCACCUCCAACCUUCCUUAUACAAAGCAAUUCAGGUUCCUGGACAAGGCUGCGAUCAAAACCGUGGAUGAUGAGGUCAACCCAGAUGGUUCAGCUGUUGAUCCUUGGAGGCUUUGCAGAAUGCAGCAAGUGGAGGAGGUGAAAUGCCUUGUGAGAGUAAUUCCCAUCUGGGUCUCAGGCAUUCUCUAUUAUGCUGCCAUUGUCCAACAGCACACUUACGUAAUCUUCCAAGCCCUUCAGUCCGAUAGACGUCUCCCGGGCAGCAACUUCAGAGUCCCGGCGGCAUCCUACAUCGUCUUCGCCAUGCUCAGCCUCACUCUCUGGCUGCCAAUCUACGACCGCAUCAUAGUCCCCGUUCUGCGAAGAUUCACAGGCAAAGAAGGCGGCAUUACACUCCUCCAAAGAAUGGGUAUCGGAAUGGCUCUCUCAGUUCUCACCAUGGUGGUGUCUGCCUUGGUAGAAGAGAGGAGAAGGAGCGCCGCUCUUACCCGACCAACGCUGGGCACUGCACCAGGAGGAGGCGCCAUCUCGUCCAUGUCGGGGCUGUGGUUGGUUCCUCAGCUAACUCUCGCAGGCCUAUCGGAGGCUUUUGACUCGAUCGGCCAAAUCGAAUUCUAUUACAAGCAGUUCCCGGAGAACAUGAGAAGCAUUGCUGGCUCGAUGUUCUUCUGCGUCAUGGCAAUGUCAAGUUACUUGAACGGUUUCUUGGUGUCCGUAGUUCACAAGACUACCGCCGGUGCUGCAACUGGCAAUUGGUUGCCGGAGGAUCUUAACAAGGGGAGGCUGGACUACUUUUAUUACAUGAUUGCCGCCUUGGGGACCCUGAAUUUUGGGUAUUUUCUUUUAUGCGCUAGGUGGUACAGAUACAAGGGUACUGGUGAAAAGCCCCUUGAAGUUGUAGAAGUCGCCAUGGAAACCCAAAAACCUGAAAAACCUCCUGUUAGUGUUUGAAUUAACAAAAAGCACCAAAAAUUGCGACUGCACUCUACACAUGAACCUGAUCUGAUCAGGUAUUGUUUUUCCUUUUUGUUAUUAAAAAAAAAAAUACGCGAUUUCGUCAGAAAGCGGAUCACCUCCGGACAGUGUACAGUGGUUGGUGAGAAAAUUUACUGCUACUAUGGUCGCAGCAUACAUGUGAUCCCCAAAAUGGGGGCCCUGCCCGGCUGCCCCUACAGUCGUCCUUUGUAUAGUGAUCAGGGUGUAAUUUUGCUCUGUAUGAAUGUUGGAAGAGGUACAGAUCAUCCUAAGGAAAAGAAAAGGGACCCAGAAAGAGAGAAGAAAAUGAUCAAAAAGGGAUUUUGCAGUUCUGAAAUGUACCUCAUAAAAAAUGUAUACUGUCACACGUCUUGGCAACAUAUGGAAAUACACUUGCAGCAUGUCCCUUAGAUGGAUGCUUUUGGUUUUU